Molecule: messenger RNA, 993 nt
Organism: Hypoxylon trugodes
Lineage: Eukaryota; Fungi; Ascomycota; Sordariomycetes; Xylariales; Hypoxylaceae
Exons: 2
Coding region: 1-993 (330 amino acids)
Source: RefSeq, a predicted model, not a curated record
AUGUUAACAAGCCUUCGUCCGCGACACCGAGCCGCCCUUAUCUUAGUCUCUAUAUUUCUCUUCUCCCUAUGGCUUUUACGGCGGGGCGACAACGAAAAUGCGCAACCAGCAGCCGUCAAUCGACCCACCACUGGCGAAGCCGCUAAAGCGCACCCGCACAAACGGCGCGAGACCGAAAUCGUAGUCGCCAGCACAACGAAAGAAGACGCGUCGUGGGUGUAUCGGCACUUCCCGCAAUGGAACCCGCAAGUAUACGUGACGGACGACACAUCGGCGCCGCUCACGGUACCCAAAAACAAGGGCCACGAAGCUAUGGUGUACCUGACGUACAUCAUUGAAAAUUACGACACGCUGCCCGACAACAUCAUCUUCAUCCACGCGUCGCGCUUCCAGUGGCAUAACGACGAUCCCGACUACGAUAUCCUCCCGACACUGCGAAACUUCCGCCUGCCUUACCUGCGGGAAGCUGGUUACGUUAACCUCCGCUGCGUCUGGGUUAUUGGUUGCCCCGCCGAGAUCCGACCGUUCGAUGAUGAGGAGAAUGAGGAGCAGCAAAAGGACGAAAAGAAGCCUGUGUCCGCGAAGGGUAUAUAUCGACAGGCUUUCGAGGAACUACUCCCCGAGAUUCCGGUGCCCAAGAUAGUAGCCGUAAGUUGCUGCUCGCAAUUUGCUGUUACGCGCACCACCAUUCAAAGGCACCCGAAAGAGAAAUACAUAUUCUUCCGUAAAUGGCUAUUGGAGACGCCACUGAAAGAUUCGUUGAGUGGGCGCGUGUUGGAAUUUUCGUGGCAUAUCAUUUUCGGAAAAGACGCAUACCACUGUCCAUCAGCCAAAGAAUGUUAUUGUAACGUAUUCGGGCUCUGCGAUCUUCAAUGUACCGACUCCGCCUGCGACGGCCGAUAUAUCUUACCGCCGUACUCCUCACUCCCGGACGGAUGGCCGAAGUUAGGUUGGAACCAUGAAGAUCGAGGAUAUGCUGGAAACUUAGAUUGA